GGCUUCUCCUCGCGCCUCCAUGGCGGCUCGCGCGCUCUCCCGCACGCUCACGCUCACUGCUCGCAGCAUCCUCAGACCAUCCGUUUCAGCUGGUGCAUCCGCUGUCAGGACUUUUUCUGGCAGAGCUCCUCUCCCUGAACCCACUUGGAAGCAGCAGGACAACCUUGACAAUGUAGUCCCCACCAACCUGGAUCAGGCCACCGGUCUCGAGAGAGCAGAAAUGUUGGCAGAAAUGAAUGGAGAAAAGAUUUUUGACGAGCACAUGAUUACUCCUUUUGGUACCAAGGAGAAUCCUGUCGUUAUAGAGUCUAUUUUUGACGAACGCAUUGUUGGAUGCCCUGGCGACUGUGCCAGCGGUGAUACUCGUAACAACAAUGAAAUCCGCUGGUUUCUUGUCACCUCAAAAGAGCCCUUUGUGUGCCCAACUUGCAAUCAGGUUUACACAUUGAAGAAGAUCGAGCCAAGGGUGUACAACUUCUGAUUAGGCUCACCUGUGCAAAUCGUGCAAACUUGAUGAUAUCAAGUUUGAUUGUGGGAGAGUUCGUAUAGGAUGGCUUAGAUUCUGAAUGAUGUAGAUUACAUCUACAUCAUCUCAAGGAGGCAGGUUUAAAGCUCGUGCAGUAGAAGAUUAUUACUUCUUUGACAAUGAAAUGUAGAAUUAUGGUUUAGUAGAUCCUUGAAAUGUAAUACAUCUCGAAACCAC
Molecule: messenger RNA, 703 nt
Organism: Guillardia theta CCMP2712
Lineage: Eukaryota; Cryptophyceae; Pyrenomonadales; Geminigeraceae
Exons: 5
Coding region: 20-481 (153 amino acids)
Biological process (GO): mitochondrial electron transport, cytochrome c to oxygen
Cellular component (GO): mitochondrial envelope
Source: RefSeq, a predicted model, not a curated record